AUGGAGAUCAAAGCAGAUGAUGUCAAAGCGGGUACCGAUGUCAAGGUUGCUCCAGCUUCGCACGGGGAUGUCAUCGAUCCAGCAGAAGAGCGACGUCUGGUACGAAAGCUCGAUAUGUGGUUGUCUCCGAUGAUGGUCCUGGUUUUCUUGGUGUCCUAUUUGGAUAGGAGCAACAUAGGCAACGCGGCAAUCGCUGGCAUGACAGAAGAUCUUGGUCUCGACGGAAACAAACUCAACGUUGCUGUAACCGUGUUCUAUGUCACAUACAUUGCGUUUGAGAUUCCCUCCUCUCUGAUACUCAAGAAAGCUCGACCAUCUCGAUUGAUACCGGCUUUUAUCAUAUGCUGGUCAGCAGUUGUGAUCGGAAGCGCUUUCAUGAAGAACUACGCCACGCUACUGGCUAGUCGACUACUGCUGGGAGCAUUCGAAUCUGGUCUCUUCCCAUGCUUGACACUGUACCUCAGCACUUAUUACAAGCCGAUCGAACAGGCCCAGAGAGUCUCAUACCUUUUUGUUGCAUCCGCACUAUCAGGUGCCUUCGGUGGCUUGCUAGCGUACGGUCUGACACGUCUCAACGGCGUUCUAGCAGGCUGGAGGUGGUUGUUCUUGGUGGAGGGACUGAUCUCCAUGGCAGUAGGAUUUGGUUGCCUGGUCUUGCUCCCGGACUCUUUUGAAUCUGCGUGGUGGUUGACCGAGGAAGAUAAACGUCUCUGUCGGGUGCGAAACGAACAAGUCGCCAUUUAUCAGGGUGAUAGCGAGACAUUCGAUCGAGGAGAAGUCAAGCAAGCGUUUCUGGACCCCAAAAUUUGGCUCUCUUCGAUUUGCCAGUUCUGCGCCAACACCUGCUCCUUUGGCUUCUCGACAUUUCUGCCGGUCAUUAUCCGCGGCUUCGGUUUCAGCAGCGUUCGAACGCAGCUUCUGACGGUCCCCGUUUACAUCUGGGCGAGCGUGUUUUACCUCACAAUCGCAUAUCUCUCGGACAUGGCACGACGCCGAGCAUUUUUCAUGACACCGCUUGCCCUAGUCACAGCCUUGGGCUAUUCAUUACUGUUGGGAGUCGACAUGAACAACACAGCUGUCCUGUAUUUUGCCACUUUUGUUACCGCAACAGGAAUCUACUGCGUUGUUGGUUUGAACGUCACCUGGAACAGCAACAGCAAUGCCGGAUACUAUAAGCGAGCCACUGCUAUUGGGUUGCAACAGACUGUUGGAAACAGUGCUGGAAUCAUGGCGGGCCAGAUAUAUCGAAUCACCAAUGUGGAUGGGAGAUAUGUGAUUGGUCAUUCAGUAAGCUUGACGACGAUCAUCCUUGCGGCCGUGGGAUAUGCGGCCAUGUUCGUGUUGUUAAAGAGCAUGAACAAGAAGAGAGAUCGUUUGACUCAAGAUGAGAAGAUGAGGAUGAUUGAUGCUGGGGUCAAGGGAGACAGGCAUCCAGAUUUCAGGUACACUUUGUGA
Messenger RNA from Ramularia collo-cygni, 1455 nucleotides. Its product is annotated as related to permease of the major facilitator superfamily. The record is from RefSeq and is a predicted model, not a curated record. Gene Ontology annotation, molecular function: transmembrane transporter activity. NCBI's taxonomy places the organism in Eukaryota, Fungi, Ascomycota, Dothideomycetes, Mycosphaerellales, Mycosphaerellaceae. Bases 1 to 1455 code for a protein of 484 amino acids. The transcript is spliced from 3 exons. Gene Ontology annotation, cellular component: membrane. Gene Ontology annotation, biological process: transmembrane transport.